AUGAUGAUCAGUCAAGCGAGCUGUUUUUGGGAAGAGAGACAGAGGAAUCACAAGACCAAAGAUAAGAUCCAGACAAUGACAAAAGUAUGUCCUAAACCGGAAGAGAAGAGAGUGUGUGAAGCAGAGGUUGAACCAAUAUCAGCAGAUGUGAGCUUUGCUUCUAAUCAUUUUCCAUCAUACAAGUUAGGACCUGAUGAUCAGAUAAUUGAUGAACCUGAGGAAGAUGGAAAAUGUCCAUCUGUGAAAGAUAUUAUCGAUAAAGAGACAGAAGAUUUGUCAGAUCAGAACAAACGGCUCUCAGUUCGUGACCUCGCUUGCAAAUUCGACAAGAAUUUAUCUGCAGCUGCUAAAUUAGUAGACGAGGCAAAGUUAAAUGAAGUGACUUCUUUAGAAGGACAUGUAAUGCUAAAGAAACUUAGAGAUGCUUUAGAGUUUAUGAGAGGUCGUAUGGAUGGGCGUAACAAGGAAGAAGUGGAAAAAGCUAUCUCCAUGGUUGAGGCUCUAGCUGUGAAGUUGACUCAAAAUGAAGGUGAACUAAUUCAAGAAAAGUUUGAAAUAAAGAAACUGGCAAGCUUCCUCAAGCAGGCUUCAGAAGAUGCGAAGAAGUUAGUGAACCAGGAAAGGUCGUUUGCUUGUGCUGAAAUAGAGAGUGCAAGGGGUCUUGUGAUGAGACUUGGAGGUGCAUUUGAAGAACAGGAGCUUUCUUCUAAAGCUUCUCGAGCUCAGGGACCGAAUGUGGAGAAGUUGGUUGAGGAGAUUCAGGAUGCUAGACGAAUCAGACGAAUGCAUCAACCUACCAAGGUGAUGGGUAUGCAACAUGAGCUUCAUGAUUUAAAGAGUCAAAUCCAAGAGAAGUCUGCAUAUUCUAUUAAGCUUCAAAGAGAGAUAGCAAUAAUCAAGAGAGCAGAGGGGUCCAAGUCAUGUCCAUAUGUUCUUGAUGGUGCACAAAGCCUUGGCUCUUGCCUAAGAAUACGUGCCUCACCAGAUAGUGCCUUAGAUAUUUCAAAAUGUUCAAUCCAGUGGUACCGUGCAGCGUCUGAGUCUAGUCGAAGAGAAGCUAUAUCUGGUGCAAACCUGUCUGUAUAUGCUCCAGAACCGUUUGAUGUUGGGCGAGUUAUACAAGCAGAUAUACUAUCUAACAGCCAGAAAUUCACUGUUACAACGGACGGUCCAAUUAAUACCGCGGCUGGUUUGCAGUCACGCGUUGAAUCACUCCUGCGAAAAUCUAACAGUGAAUUCACAGUGGUUAUAUCACAGAUGAAUGGGCAAGAUCAUUCAUCAAGAUCCCACAUAUUUAGUGUUGGAAAGACGAGGAUUAAGCUGUCCAGAGGAUGGAUCACAAAAGCCAGAGAUAUAUAUUCAACCUCCAUGCAGCUUUGUGGAGUGAGAGGCAAUGCUAAUGUUCCUGCAAAGGCGUUGUUUUGGCAACCAAGAAAAGGUUUAACUUUCUUACUAACUUUCGAGUCAGAGCAAGAACGUAAUGCAGCCAUAGUUCUCUCCCGGAAAUACGCCUAUGAUUGCAAUGUCACUCUGGUUGGACCAGACGAUUGA
Microthlaspi erraticum is the source of this 1551-nucleotide messenger RNA. The record is from the annotation of a GenBank genome assembly. NCBI's taxonomy places the organism in Eukaryota, Viridiplantae, Streptophyta, Magnoliopsida, Brassicales, Brassicaceae.